Molecule: messenger RNA, 2970 nt
Organism: Brachypodium distachyon (stiff brome)
Lineage: Eukaryota; Viridiplantae; Streptophyta; Magnoliopsida; Poales; Poaceae
Product: ATP-dependent zinc metalloprotease FTSH 7, chloroplastic
Exons: 13
Coding region: 163-2598 (811 amino acids)
Biological process (GO): proteolysis
Cellular component (GO): chloroplast thylakoid; membrane
Molecular function (GO): ATP binding; ATP hydrolysis activity; ATP-dependent peptidase activity
Source: RefSeq, a predicted model, not a curated record
CUCCUUCCCCGUCUCGUCUCGGCCUCUUCUGCCUUUGCUCUGUUCCUCAUCUCCGCCCGCCCUUCAUUCAUACCGGUUCCUCCUCCUCGAGCUCGCUUUGCUGCUCCCCUAUCUUCCCCGUCGUGAAUCUAGGGUUCGGGGCUCGCCUCCUCUCCCUCUCCUAUGGCCUCCGCCGCCGCCGAAACCCUCGUCUCGCUUCCCAUCGCGUCCCCCUCGCGGUCACUCCUCCGCCCCCUCCGCAGGCGAGCUGCUUCUAGAGGGGGCGCCGCGUCUAUCCGCUUAUCCGCCGUGCCGCCCCGGGGCCUGGGACUCGCCCUCAUCCAUCGUCGCAUCCAUUACCCGCCGGCGGCGCGCGCCAAUGUCGAGCGCGAUGGCGACGGCGCCUCCGGGCCAGGAGAAGCCUCCUCCACAGGAGAUGGCGACCGAGACGCGGCGGCGGAGACUGGAGGUGAUAGCACCAGCGCGAGUACCACGAGCGCGGCCGCGACGCCGCCGUCACCGCCCUCUUCGUCGAAGAGGGGGGAAAAUAAGUGGCGUCGGCGGGUGCUGAAGGGUGGUGGUGGUGUUGGGCGGUGGUUUUGGGAGCCCAUAGUGCAGGGGCGGGAGAUGGGAUUCCUUCUGCUCCAGCUCGGGUUCGCCAUAUUUGCUCUUCGCAUGCUGCGGCCGGAGAUCACGUUGCCUGGCUCGGAGCCCCGGCCGCAGACGACGUAUAUCAGCGUCCCAUACAGCGAUUUCCUGGCGAGCAUAGACAAGGACCAGGUGAAAAAGGUCGAGGUCGAUGGGGUGCAUGUUAUGUUCCGGCUCCGUCCGGAGGUUGAGGCCAGUGUGGUGGAGCAGCCACAAACACAGCGGGUGACAGAUGCCGUCGCUGAUAAUGCUGUCGUUUCAAGGAGAAUUGUCUUCACGACAACGCGACCAGUGGACAUAAAGACACCAUAUGAGAAGAUGGUGGAGAAUAGUGUUGAGUUUGGUUCGCCGGAUAGGAGGUCUGGCGGCAUGCUCAAUUCGGCCUUGGUGGCUCUUAUUUAUGUUGUAUUAAUCGCUGUAGUUCUGCAGCGACUGCCAAUAAGCUUUUCUCAGCAAUCAACUGGACAGCUGAGGAAUCGGAAGAAUUCAAACUCUGGUGGGGCCAAAGUUUCAGAAAGUGCCGAUAUAGUUACAUUUGCUGACGUGGCUGGAGUGGAUGAAGCCAAAGAAGAGUUGGAAGAAAUUGUGGAGUUCCUAAGGAACCCAGAAAGAUAUGUUCGUCUUGGUGCGCGUCCUCCUCGAGGUGUCUUGUUGGUGGGCCUUCCGGGAACCGGAAAGACGCUUCUUGCAAAAGCUGUUGCAGGGGAAGCUGAAGUCCCAUUUAUAAGUUGUUCUGCAAGUGAAUUUGUGGAGCUAUAUGUAGGCAUGGGAGCAGCUCGAGUACGUGAACUAUUUGCUAGAGCCAAAAAGGAAUCACCAUCAAUUAUUUUUAUUGAUGAGAUUGAUGCUGUGGCAAAAAGUCGUGAUGGCCGGUACCGCAUCGUCAGUAACGACGAGCGUGAGCAGACAUUAAAUCAAUUGCUCACGGAAAUGGAUGGGUUUGAUACCAACUCAGCUGUCAUUGUGCUUGGAGCAACAAACAGAGCAGAUGUUUUGGAUCCUGCCCUUCGGCGCCCAGGGAGAUUUGACCGUGUAGUUAUGGUUGAAGCUCCGGAUAAGUUCGGAAGAGAAUCUAUUCUGAAAGUUCAUGUGAACAGAAAAGAGCUUCCGCUUGGUAAAGAUGUAGAUCUCAGCGGCAUUGCUGCAAUGACAACUGGUUUUACAGGGGCAGACCUUGCAAAUUUAGUGAAUGAAGCUGCCUUGCUGGCUGGGAGAUCAAAUAAAGAAAUAGUGGAAAAGAUUGACUUCAUCAGUGCGGUCGAGCGCUCUAUAGCUGGCAUAGAGAAAAAACAUGUAAAGCUGAAGGGCAAUGAGAAGGCCGUUGUUGCACGGCAUGAAGUUGGUCAUGCAGUUGUGGGGACCGCUGUUGCAAACCUGUUGCCAGGGCAGCCACGUGUGGAGAAAUUGAGUAUACUGCCAAGAUCAGGAGGUGCAUUAGGCUUUACAUACACUCCUCCCACAACAGAAGAUAGAUAUCUGCUCUUUGUUGAUGAACUGCGCGGACGUCUAGUAACACUUCUGGGUGGACGGGCGGCAGAGGAAAUAGUUCUAGCAGGACGUGUUUCUACUGGGGCACUUGAUGACAUAAGGCGUGCAACUGACAUGGCUUACAAAGCCGUAGCAGAGUAUGGUCUUAAUCAGCGUAUCGGUCCAAUAUCACUAGCUACACUGUCGAAUGGUGGACUAGAUGACUCCGGAGGCUCUCCAUUUGGAAGGGAUCAGGGCCGUCUGGUCGAUCUUGUCCAAGGAGAAGUAAAAGCACUUCUACAAUCAGCACUUGAAGUUGCUCUUUCAGUUGUUCGUGCUAAUCCAGCAGUUUUGGAAGGCCUUGGGGCUUAUUUAGAAGAGAACGAAAAGGUUGAAGGCGAGGAGCUACAAGAAUGGCUUAAGUCGGUUGUUGCACCGAAAGAAUUGACCUCUUUUAUUACAGGGAAACAAGAGCUUGUUCUUCAGCUGGAAGUUGGCCCCUAGGAGUAUACAUUGGACUCUUAGAUUUAAUUAAUUUAACAUACAUAGCUUCAACCGCUAUAACUCUGUAAAUCCCGAGGGAUGCAAUGAAAAGUCUACAUGCCCGAGUGAGGCUGUACAUAUAUUUACGGUUUGGGGCUGCCCUUGACUACACGAAUUCCAGAAAGGAUAAUCGAGUUGUAACCUCCAGAUUAUUUAAGUCCCUAAGUAUACUCCUCAUUUACAAUGUUGUUUUAUAGAUUAGGUGGGUGGUGCACAUGUAAAAGAAUAUUCUUUUCUUCUUCCUACAUUCUUUUCUUUCCAACCUUCCCAGUGAAAGAUUGUUGGUACAUUGUCAUCUUGUCAAAUAAAAAUAGGAAUAAUUCAUAUACGGUA